Molecule: messenger RNA, 2455 nt
Organism: Notolabrus celidotus (New Zealand spotty)
Lineage: Eukaryota; Metazoa; Chordata; Actinopteri; Labriformes; Labridae
Product: G-protein coupled receptor family C group 6 member A-like
Exons: 5
Coding region: 1-2334 (777 amino acids)
Biological process (GO): G protein-coupled receptor signaling pathway
Cellular component (GO): membrane
Molecular function (GO): G protein-coupled receptor activity
Source: RefSeq, a predicted model, not a curated record
AUGAUACGAGCCAUCAGAGAAAUAAACCAGCGCACACCCAGGGUUCUACCCAACAUCACCCUCGGGUACGACAUCUAUGACACCUGCGGGGACAUCAGCGUGGCCAUCAGUGCGACCCUGCAGCUGCUGCAGGGUCAGUCAGACCCUCAGAGCUGUUUGGUACCUGGACACUCUCAUCCUGCUUUACCUGAAUCCAAAACAAAGGCGGUGAUCGGUGAAAGCCAUUCAGAAGUGUCAAUGGCUGUUGCAAUGGUUGUUGCUCUGUCCUCAGUAACUCAGAUAAGUUAUGGAUCAACGAGCGAGCUCCUCAGCAGGAAGUUGAAGUUCCCCACUUUUCUGCGAACUAUAUCGAGCGAUGAAUAUCAGACAAAGGCCAUAGCCAAGCUGGUGGAGAAGUUUAACUGGAAAACAGUUGCUGUUGUAGGAAGUUAUGAUGCGUACGGGAAGUACGGCAGUGAAAAACUUCUGGACAUCUUCGGCGACAUGGAGGACAUUUGCAUUGAAUUCACUGAAAUCCUGCCCGGUUACUUUUCCAAGAAUGACCACAAAGCCAGCAUGGUGCUGGAUAAGCUGGUGAGCAACAUUAACAAUUCCUCAGCGGAGGCCAUCAUCCUGUUCACAAAAGGUUCCAACGUUAAUGUCAUCAUGAAAGCAGCCAUCAAACACAAGCUCAACAGAACUUGGAUUGCCAGUGAUAGCUGGUCCACUUCUCUACGUAUCACUUCACUCCCCGGGAUUGAAAUGGCUGGACAAGUUUUCGGAUUCAUCUCAAAGAGGAAUGAGGUUCCUGGUUUUAGAGACUACGUCCUCUCAAUGUUCAACGGAACUUCAAAUGCCCUCCUGAAGCAUUACCUGUCACAAUAUCCGCCCUGUCUCAACCAAUCGGAGGUGAACGGAGGAACUAACUGCUCACUUACAAACAGCCAAGGGUCUAAGCAGUGUCUGGAUCUGAGAUGUUUGGCAACAUACAUUGACCAGGAUCGAUCGUACAACAUCUACCUGGCUGUUCAAGUGAUCGUCGAGGGUCUCAAGAACCUGCUGAAGUGUGACAGCCACCGCUGUCAACGUGGCACCAACUUCACAGCUUUGGAGCUUCUUUUGGAAAUCAAGAAAGUCAACUUCACUGUGAACACCACACACAUAGACUUCGACUCCAAUGGCGACCCCAGUUUAGGAUAUGAUAUUGUCUUUUGGGACAUGACUGAGCCACUCAUAAAAACUAUCGGAGAGUACUGGCCAAGCGGAAAAAUUAAAGUCCCGGAUGAUCUUGUUAGAAAAAUGAGGAGUGUGCUGGUAACUGCUUACAACUGCUCUAAAACAUGUGAGACAGGACAGGAGCUGAAAAAUCAAGGCAGGAAAUGCUGCGAUGACUGUGUUCCCUGUGCAGACAAAGAGUUUUCUGCUGGAAAUGGUGACAAGUGUGAACGUUGCCCUGCGACGGAGUACCUCUCUCUAAACAAUACCUGUUUAAAGAUGAAGACUGAGUCCCUGUCGUGGUCAGAUCCCUUCGUCAUUAUUUUGAGUUGUUUGUCAGUUCUGGGGAUUAUCGUCGUCAUCGUGUUUGCUGUUUUGUUUACGAUCUAUCGCAGCACUCCGAUUGUGAAGGCUGUGGGAGGUUACUUAUGUUUCUUGGAGCUGUUUUCCUUGCUGGUCUGCUUCUGUCUGAUAUUUACCGUUAUUGUAAAACCCACCGAUGCCUCCUGCAGACUGGGUCAGCCUUUGUUCGGCAUUUCCUUUUCAAUCUGCGUCUCCUGCAUCCUGGCCAACCUGCUCCAGAUCUUAGUGGGGUUUAACUUUGAUGCAAGAAUAAGCUCGUGGGUGAAAAAGCUCAACAAGCCGGCGCUGAUAGUGAUCGCCAUCUCUGGGAUACAGGUGGCGCUGUGUGUGCCGUGGUUGAUCUACUAUCCCCCCAGUUCUGCUGAAAAGCUUUUAGAUAAGACCAUCCUGUUGCACUGUAACAACGGCUCCCGAGAGUUCUUCAUAGCAAUGCUGAGCUACAGCUUCUCCCUGGCCUUUAUUUGUUUCCUUUUUGCAUAUAAGGGUAAACAGCUGCCGGAUAUUUAUAAAAAUGCAAGUCUGAUCAGCAUCAGUAUGAUGCUGUUUUUGAUCAUCUGGAUCCUCUUCAUCCCCAUUCACAUCUAUUUGUUUGGGAUCUACAAGCAGGCCAUUGAGAGUGCAGACAUUCUCAUUUUCAGCUAUAGCGUCCUCUUCUGUCACUUGGCCCCGAAGUGUUACAUCAUGGUGUUCAGGAAAGAGAUUAAUAAUGAGAGGGCCAUGACUGAGUACAUCAGGAAGCAUUAUGAGCGGAAAGGCAUUCCUGUGGUGAAAUCAUAACUUCACAUGCACAUGGAUGAAUUAAACAAGAGAGCUCGGAAACAAUAAUCCACACAAGCAAGUUUAAAAUGUCAAAUGUAGAUUAAAAUGAAAUAACUCUUAUGACAAAUUAUAUUUUAAA